AUGAUCUAUUCUUCUGGGAGAGAAUCAUACUUCAACUUGAACUCAACCUGGUAUGAUCCCUCGGGAUCCUGGCUGGACACCCGGCGCACGCCCUUCCGCUACGGCUACAACACCUGCUCCUCGGGGUGUGAUGGCGAAGGCGUUGAAGGCAUGAGAGGCCACAACUACCGCCAUUACGGCUACCGGCAGCCCGUCUGCUCCGAGAGAUGCCAUGGCUAUGCCGCGGCUGAUUCUUGCCAUGGAGGUGGGGGCUCAAGCUGUGUCAGGAGACCCACGUACAGCUACGGGUCGUCGGGGGGAUGCCAGAGCUACGGGAGGUCGGUCUGCUCUGAGAGAUGCCACAGGUCCUCGGGUUCAAGCCACGGAGGUUGUUCAAGCUGUGUCAGGAGACCCACGUACAGCUACGGGUCGUCGGGGGGAUGCCAGAGCUACGGGAGGUCGGUCUGCUCUGAGAAGACGUGCCACGGAUCAGGGCACCAGGGCGGAAAGCCGUGCUACAGCAAGCCAAGGCAGCAAAUCGCCCAGUGCUGCCCAGUGCAGACCUGCCCCGCGCCGGUGCAGCAAGGCUGCGUGCCCGUGGCAAAAUGCAUCCCGAGCCAGCAGCAGCAGCAGGUCUGCAAAGUGCCGGCUCGGAAGAUAAAGUAG
Molecule: messenger RNA, 645 nt
Organism: Athene cunicularia (burrowing owl)
Lineage: Eukaryota; Metazoa; Chordata; Aves; Strigiformes; Strigidae
Product: keratin, ultra high-sulfur matrix protein-like
Exons: 1
Coding region: 1-645 (214 amino acids)
Source: RefSeq, a predicted model, not a curated record